AUGGCUACAAAGGCGCAGCCUCUGUCAAUCGAAAGCUUGCUACAGAAGCAGAAAGAGGAGAAGGAAGCGUCGUCCAAACCCAGAUUCUUGACUAAGGAGCAGCGCGCAAAACUCGCAGUUGAGAAGCGCGAACAGGAGAUAAGGGAGCAGAAAGAGCGGGAUGAACAAGCGAAGCGCGACCGUGAACGGUUAGAGCGAGAGGCUGAGGAAAUCAGGGUGAGAGAGCGGGAGAGGGAGCGAGCGAGCAGGUACGGGGACAGUGGCAGAUACGGUGACAGGUAUGAGCGGGACCGAGGCAGAGACGACCGAGAGGGCAGAUAUGGCCGACGAGAUGACCGCAGGGACAGGGACCGACGACCACAAGACGACAGACGGUCUGGUUCCUACCAAGGUGUCCCAACAGGUCCUCGUGCAGAGCGAGGGAAAGCACCUCCGACUGGCCCUGCAGCGAACAACACCGCUUCUAUGCCUCCGCCUCCUCCACCUUCCGGCAGCUCGAACGGAACCCGCACGUCUGAUCUGACAACACCGUCGGAAGCAUAUGUACCGCCGAUGACGGUUAACGAGAUCGACGCAAUCCGCUCACGUUACCUCGGCGUCGACAAGAAGAAGCGAAAGAUCCGCAAGAUGAAUGACCGCAAGUUCGUCUUCGACUGGGACGAGCAGGACGACACGUACAAUGCAGAGACGCCCGCGGCCGUAGGCAGCCAGCGGCAGGGCGCGCAGAUAAUGUUUGGUCGCGGGCAUAUCGCGGGCAUGGAUGAUGGGGGAAACGUGCCUCCUAGUGGCAGGCAAAAUGGAAGCGAGGGUGCCAUGCAGCUGGCGGACCCGCUGGAGCGGAGGAAGGCGGCGAGGAGCGGCCUGGACGAGAGGCAUUGGUCGGACAAGCCGCUGGAGGAAAUGAAGGAGCGGGAUUGGCGUAUCUUCCGAGAGGACUUCAGCAUCGCUGCCAGAGGUGGUCAAAUCCCACAUCCGCUCCGUUCAUGGACCGAGUCUAUCAUCCCUCAACAGAUUCUGGAUGUCAUUGAUCAGGCUGGUUACAAGGAACCGUCUCCCAUUCAACGACAAGCCAUUCCUAUCGGCUUGCAGAACCGUGACAUCAUUGGUAUCGCAGAAACCGGAUCCGGUAAGACUGCUGCCUUCGUUAUUCCGAUGCUCGCGUUCAUCUCCAAGCUACCGCCCUUCACCGACGAGAACAGACAUCUCGGUCCUUAUUCGCUCAUUCUCGCACCUACACGCGAGCUGGCACAGCAGAUUGAGUCGGAGGCCAAGAAGUUCGCAAGUCCUCUAGGAUUCACUUGCGUGUCUAUCGUUGGAGGACGUGCCGUUGAAGAACAGCAAUUCAACCUGCGCUCCGGUGCCGAAAUCAUCAUAGCCACUCCUGGUCGUCUGAAGGACGUCAUUGAGCGACAUGUCAUCGUCCUCUCUCAAUGUCGCUACGUCGUAAUGGAUGAAGCUGACCGGAUGGUCAACCUUGGUUUCGAGGUGGACCUUACCUUUAUCCUCGACAAGCUCCCGAGCGACAUGAUGGAGGGCGAGGACCAGGGCGAGCAGAUGGAUGUCGACGGCGAAACCAUGAUCAAGAAAGGAAGGAACCGCGUCACGACUCUAUUCAGUGCUACAAUGCCGCCGCCGGUUGAGCGACUGGCUAAGAAGUAUCUGAGGAAGCCGGCAAUCAUCACUAUCGGUGAGGCGGGUAGGGCUGUGGACACGGUCGACCAGAAGGUCGAGUUCGUUAAUGGAGACGAGAAGAAGAAGCAAAAGAUGCUGGAGAUUCUCAACAGUGGAAUCUAUCCCGCACCUAUUAUUACCUUCGUCAACCAGAAGAAGACGGCAGACAUGGUUGCCAAGGAUCUUCAGCGUGCAGGAUGGAGCGCUGCGACGUUGCACUCGGGCAAAAGCCAGGAACAGCGAGAAGCCGCGUUACAGUCACUGCGUUCAGGCGACUCCGAUAUCCUUGUCGCGACCGAUCUUGCAGGUCGUGGUAUUGAUGUGCAGGACGUCAGUUUAGUUAUCAACUACCAGAUGGCCAACACCAUCGAGGCGUAUGUCCACCGUAUCGGUCGUACUGGUCGUGCCGGCAAGCAGGGUACUUCGAUCACUUUCCUGACGAACGACGACGAAGAAGUAAUGUACGAUCUCAAGCAAGAGAUCUCGAAGAGCCCGGUGUCGAAGGUGCCCAUGGAACUCGCGAGGCACGAGGCAGCGCAACACAAGGUGUCAAGGGAGAUGAAGCGCAAGCGGGACGCGGACGACCAGGGCUAAGCGUCGGUCUGGUCGUGUGGAGGAUCUGCGCUGUCGUGGAAAGGAAAACUUUCGUCACCGCGGGAGGGUAUAGGGUAUGGCAGCGUGUAUAUGAACGAACGUGUGGUGAGAGGCUCCUGCUGUAUUUCACUGUUACGCUAGUC
Rhodofomes roseus is the source of this 2408-nucleotide messenger RNA. RefSeq names its product DEAD-domain-containing protein. The record is from RefSeq and is a predicted model, not a curated record. Gene Ontology annotation, biological process: mRNA splicing, via spliceosome. The transcript has 11 exons. NCBI's taxonomy places the organism in Eukaryota, Fungi, Basidiomycota, Agaricomycetes, Polyporales, Fomitopsidaceae. The coding region runs from base 1 to 2265 and encodes 754 amino acids. Gene Ontology annotation, cellular component: catalytic step 2 spliceosome. Gene Ontology annotation, molecular function: ATP binding; RNA helicase activity; RNA binding.